AUGAGCGCCGAUACAUUCCAGACUUGCUGGCUAGACCUCAACAGAGGCGCAGCCGGCCUCCAGGGCCCAUUCCUGAUAGAGAGAGAUGUUUAUCACGCUUUGCACCGGAUGGCAAACCGUUUGGUGAUGCUGCAGGGCAUGGCGAAGGUCAAAGGGGGUCCCAAGUCGCCCAAUACAACACUGCACCCGCUCAAGGCCGACAGUCUCGCCUCGCCAGCGGACAUCGCGGGUCGGCUAUAUCCCCUUGUUCUCGCACCGAUGUGCGCAGCAGUCGUGUUCUCUGAGGCUGAAUUUGGCAGUCUAGAGGCUAUCAUCCAGCUCCUCGCUUCUUGGGUUCGUCACAUCACCGCACAUGGUAACAGGAGGCUUCGUUUCCGGCCGUCUAUCAUUAUCUACCGUCACAAACUGGCGCGUCUUCCCGGUGACCUCGAGAACCGCAUUACGGCGGAGGUCCUAGCCACAUGCAAUUAUGCGAGAGAGAUGACAACCAAGCAGGCCGAGGCGACCUGGAGGGCUUGUUUUGGUAGCAUCACAGCUGUCUUGUCAACUCUCGAGGAUGAGCAGGGGGUCUGUCGGGAGGCUCUCGCCGUGUCUAACAGGACUGCGUCAUGCCCCCCAGCUCUACCACGGCUCCAGCUCAUUUCCGUCCUACGUUACGCCUGCGUCCACUUCUCGCACAACUAUAUCCACCCGAUCAAUAUAAUUCAGGGAUCGCGAAUGUUCAAGAUUACGGACGAGCUUCCCCGACAGCUAGAAGUUAUCUUCGAAUACACUGCCGAGACUGCGAUGGUGAACCCAUUAAGCUACUUGGUUGCUGCAGCGCUUGGGAUAGACAGCUUCCGCGCGGGCGUCGCAGCCUUCGAACCAGAAGACAUUUUUGAGGAAUCCUACUGGCCAUUUCUCGACCGCCUCAAACGUCUACCUACCUGGCACGCCUUCGCCGCAGCUGUCCAGCAGGACUUCAAUCAUCUCGUGCGUGAGACCCGAGGACAAGAGCCGGCAGAUGUACUGUGCAGAGCCCUGGCCAAAGUCCAAAAAUCGCUCGCUGCCACCGCCCCGGGGUCGCUGCUGGAGCGCCUGUGUCGUGAGGAGGUGUGCCUGUCAUGCCUGGCACAUAACACCCACAUCACCCUCCCCUGCCGCCAUCGCCUCUGUGACUAUUCGCCACAAUCCGCACGAAACCUCAUACCGCGGGAAUACGGGUUCUGCGCCUCACAGGCACAGCGGCCGACGCACCGGCAAUUGGCCGGCUUUUACAAACUCUUCGUGCUCAGAUCCGAUGGGUACAAGUUCGGGCGCAAGCUCCAGUUCCGCCACGAUGAGUUUCGGAGCAAUCUUGUGAGGAUGAGCAUGGCAACGGACGACAGCGUGGCCCAGGCCAAGCUUCAAUGGCCAGGUUGUAAGAUCGAUGCUAUCAUUGAGUAUAGCGGGGGCGAAUUUGAGGAAGCCCAGAUCUCCCUGAUCGGAGAGAAACUUCAGGCCUCGCUCUUUUAUCUUGAGGUGGCAGAGGCGCUACCAUCCUUCUCAACACCAGCCAGUGUAGAAAUUCUGAUCCGGUGCCGCUUGCCACCAGGUCCCGAACUGGCUGACCUGGUAAGGAGGCUACAUAGUAAGAAUGUCCAGGUCGGAUACUACGGUGACGGGCCGUCGAGGCAGGCCGAGUUUUGUACUGCAACAAUUUGGGAUCGCAUCCGCAGGGGUCAUCCCUUCGAACGUCGUCUCCAUGGUCACGGAAAUGGAGAGCGUCGUGCAUAG
Diaporthe amygdali is the source of this 1755-nucleotide messenger RNA. RefSeq lists its product as uncharacterized. Bases 1 to 1755 code for a protein of 584 amino acids. Lineage: Eukaryota; Fungi; Ascomycota; Sordariomycetes; Diaporthales; Diaporthaceae. The record is from RefSeq and is a predicted model, not a curated record. The transcript has 6 exons.